CAACUUGUCUUGUCUCACUCUCCCAGUUCAUAAAUACUUGGUUCUCUGCUCAAGGUACAAUUAUCUUCGCAUUCAAUACUCGAUACUCACCCACACCGACACUCAACAUGUCAUCAAAACCAGUGAACCGAGCCUGGUGGAAAGAAGCCUCCGUCUACCAAAUCUGGCCUGCAUCGUACAAGGACUCCAACAACGAUGGUAUCGGAGACAUCCCCGGCAUCAUCUCCAAGCUCGACUACAUCCAACAACUCGGCGUGGACAUACUAUGGCUAUCCCCGUCCUACAAAUCCCCGCAAGUAGACAUGGGCUAUGACAUUUCCGAUUACUACAGUAUCCAUCCACCACACGGAACAGUCGAGGACGUUGACAAGCUAAUUAGUGGCUGUCAUGAGAGGGGAAUGAAGUUACUGAUGGAUUUGGUGGUUAAUCAUACAAGUGAUCAGCAUGAAUGGUUCCAGAAAUCCAAAAGGUCAAAAGAGAAUAAUGAGUUUAGGGAUUGGUAUAUCUGGAAGCCGCCUAGGUUUGAUGAGCAGAAAAACAGGCAUCCGCCAAAUAACUGGGUGUCUCAUUUUCAGGGCAGUGCGUGGAAGUACGAUGAAUUGACGGAAGAGUAUUACCUCCAUCUCUAUGCAGAGGAACAACCAGAUCUGAAUUGGGAACAUCCCCCAGUUCGCAAAGCCGUACAUGAUAUUAUACGGUUUUGGCUCAACAAGGGAUGUGAUGGUUUCCGUAUGGAUGUUAUCAACUUCAUUAGCAAACAUCAGGACUUUCCAGAUGCACCUCCGAUGGAUCCGGAUACCCCUUGGCAAUGGGGGUAUGCUUACUACGCCAAUGGUCCUCAACUACAUGAGUACUUACAAGAAAUUGGGAAAAUUCUUCAAGAGUAUGAUGCCUUUAGUGUGGGUGAAAUGCCAUUUGCAUCUUCCAUCGAUGACGUCCUCAAAGCAAUUCGCUUCGACCGAAAAGAGAUUAAUAUGAUUUUUGAUUUUGAGCAUGUCGAUAUCGACCAUGGGAAAUUCGACAAGUUUGCCGAGGGAGACUGGAAGUUGACAGAUCUAAAACGCAUCCUUAACAAAUGGCAGACUUUCAUGUAUGAGAAUGAUGGAUGGAAUGCGUUGUAUUGGGAGAAUCAUGAUCAGCCGCGGUCUAUUGAUCGGUAUACUGAUGCCAGUCCUGAAUAUUCGGUGGUUGCGGGCAAAAUGUUAGCUACUUGUCUUGCACUAAUGGCAGGGACACCUUUUAUAUAUCAGGGACAGGAAUUGGGGAUGCGGAAUGUUCCGACUGAACACCUUGCGACUGAACCGGACAACCUCCAAGCCCUCAACAGCUACCGUAAGCAAUAUCAAAAGAAAUCACGAGACAACGCCCGAACCCCCGUUCAAUGGACUGCAGGUCCCAACGCAGGCUUCACCUCCGCCAACGUCAAACCGUGGAUGAGCAUCAACCCAAAUCACACACAGAUCAAUGCCGAGAAUCAAUUACCGGACCCUACCUCCGCCUACAACUACUGGCGCUCAGUUCUGAGUCUACGCAAAAAGUGGCUUGGCGUGUUUGUCUAUGAUGAUUUUGUGUUGGUUGACCGCGGCAAUGAGCAAUUGUUUGUGUAUACACGGCAGUACCAGGAUCAGAAGGCGUUAGUGAUUUGUAAUUUUACGGUUCAGAUGGUGAAAUGGGGCGUGAAGCUGCAUAUGCUAGCAGAAGUGAAGGAGGUGUUGUUGAAUACUUAUGGAGUGAGUGAGAAUUAUCUCGGGGAGGAGACUUGAGUGUUGCAGCCGUAUGAAGCUGCGGUUUUGUUGAUAGCAUCCGCUUGAGGCCAAUGACUCAAUGUUGAUAGAUAAAUAGAUGACCUGUGAUCUCGC
This is a messenger RNA of Talaromyces stipitatus ATCC 10500, 1859 nucleotides long. Its product is annotated as oligo-1,6-glucosidase. The transcript is spliced from 3 exons. Gene Ontology annotation, biological process: oligosaccharide catabolic process. The record is from RefSeq and is a predicted model, not a curated record. Gene Ontology annotation, molecular function: alpha-amylase activity. NCBI's taxonomy places the organism in Eukaryota, Fungi, Ascomycota, Eurotiomycetes, Eurotiales, Trichocomaceae. Bases 108 to 1763 code for a protein of 551 amino acids.